Molecule: messenger RNA, 1167 nt
Organism: Arabis nemorensis
Lineage: Eukaryota; Viridiplantae; Streptophyta; Magnoliopsida; Brassicales; Brassicaceae
Source: the annotation of a GenBank genome assembly
AUGUCAAGUGACCGGCGAGAAAGUCAGCAAGAGACCACGACGGUGGACGGUAACGGAGCUAAUUCUAAUCCGGUGAAUUCUACGACGAUGAAAGCUACAUCUACGACGGUUUCUUGUCAGAGAUUGAGGUUAAACCCUAACAACGAGCAUAGGCCAGAUAGUUACGAGGAUCUGCAGCUGGAAUUCCCAAAUUCGAUUUACUCUAGUCUGGAGAAGUACUUGCCUCCGAAUAUGCUCGUCUCGAGAAGGGAAGAGAAAGUGAAAUUCAUGACAGAUAUUAUGCUCAGGCACCUUCCCCAUGGAGAGCGUUCCAGAGCUCAAAGGCACAGGGACUAUAGGCAGAAGAUAACACCAAAUUAUCAGCGACUUCACAAGGAGUUGUAUUCUCUAAAUCCCACGCUAGUUUUCGUCCCCGCUUUCAUAAAGGCGAUAAAUGAAAACACAGAGGAAAGCUUCAGAAGCAUAAUAUCUGAACCGUCACCUGGUGUUUUCGUCUUUGAUAUGCUCCAGCCAAGCUUUUGCCAGAUGAUGCUAUCUGAGAUAGACAAUAUUAUGAACUGGGUAGCUGAAACAAAAUUCAAAAUCAUGAGACCAAACACCAUGAAUAAACACGGUGCUGUACUUGAUGACUUUGGUCUGGAUAACAUGCUUGACAAACUCAUGGAGGGGUUUAUACGUCCCAUUUCCAAAGUGUUCUUCAAUGAUGUGGGUGGAGCAACUCUGGACUCUCACCAUGGCUUUGUUGUUGAAUAUGGUAAAGAUAGGGAUGUUGAUCUAGGCUUUCAUGUGGAUGAUUCAGAAGUAACGCUGAAUGUUUGCUUGGGUAAAGAAUUCCUGGGAGGGGAGCUAUUUUUCCGAGGCACUAGGUGUGAAAAACAUGUGAACACGGCAACAAAGUCAGAUGAAAUAUUUGAUUAUUGUCAUAUACCGGGACAAGCUGUACUUCACCGGGGGCGCCAUCGCCAUGGUGCUAGAGCCACAACAGCCGGGCAUCGAGUCAAUAUGCUUCUAUGGUGCAGAAGCUCUGUGUUUAGAGAGCUCAAAACUCAUCAGAAGGAAUUCUCCAGCUGGUGCGGAGAGUGUUUUUGUGAAAAGAAAGAAGCGAAAGGACGGUCGAUUGCUGCUCUAAGAAAGAAAUUGUUUAAAGCGCGUGCAUCCCGAGCUUGA